Molecule: messenger RNA, 2077 nt
Organism: Nicotiana tabacum (common tobacco)
Lineage: Eukaryota; Viridiplantae; Streptophyta; Magnoliopsida; Solanales; Solanaceae
Source: RefSeq, a predicted model, not a curated record
GACCCGUUACCCAUAACCGCUUAUUUCAAACCCGACUCGACUCAACGGCCAUACAUCGGCGUAAAACCCUAAACCCUGCUCCAACUCUACACUUGGGGGGAAAAAAACAAUAUAAUCCUCUGCUCUUUUCUGAUUUGGGUUUCUGAAAAUACAAUUAAGUUAAAAAGAGAAUGGAGCAAAGAUUAGCAAAUACAUGGCGAAUGACAGUGAAUGAGAAGAAGUUCAUAGAAUCUGCGUUAGAAUCUGAACUGAGAAUAGACGGUCGCCGUCCCUUUGAUUAUCGGAGGCUUACAAUCAAGUUCGGUAGAGAAGAUGGCUCGUCGGAAGUUCAACUGGGGCAAACUCAUGUUAUGGGAUUUGUUACGUCGCAACUAGUGCAACCUUAUCGAGAUCGACCAAACGAAGGAACCCUUUCAGUAUUUACUGAGUUUUCUCCGAUGGCUGAUCCUUCAUUUGAGGCAGGCCGUCCUUCAGAGUAUGCUGUGGAGCUGGGUCGCAUAAUUGACAGAGGGUUAAGGGAAAGCAGAGCUGUGGACACUGAAUCACUCUGUGUUGUGGCUGGGAAGUGGGUUUGGUCAAUUCGUAUUGAUCUCCAUAUUUUGGACAAUGGAGGUAAUCUUGUUGAUGCUGCCAAUGUUGCUGCUUUAGCUGCUCUUUUGACAUUUCGGAGGCCUGAAUGUACACUAGGAGGAGAUGACAGGCAGGAAGUGAUACUGCAUCCGCCCGAGGUCCCCUUUCUUGCUUAUUUCCCUCAAUUUUUUUUUAAACCAAUUCUUCAAAAGAAAAUGUUUUUNGUAACUUUUGCAUUUAUUGGAGACGAGAAUUUGGUUAUAGAUCCAACACAUCAUGAAGAAGCUGUUAUGGGAGGAAGAAUGUCCGUCACCCUUAACACAAAUGGCGAAGUCUGUGCAUUUCAAAAGCCUGGAGGACAGGGUACCAUGCAAAGUGUUGUCAUGCAGUGUCUACGCAUAGCCUCAGUGAAGGCCGGAGAUAUAACUAGCAAAAUUAAAACCGCUGUUGAAUCUUACAACACAGAGAGAGCUCUCAAAAUGGUCAAGCGACAUACAAAUAUUAAUGCAGUUGAUGUCAAUGAACCAGAUCAAAAGGCUAAGCAAAUCUUGGAGGGGAAAAAAUUAAAAUCAGAAGAGUGCAGUGUUAGUCAGAGCGAUGACAUGGAUGUUGAGCAAGGUAGAGUCAAGAAGAGGAGUGAUAAGAACCAGCGUUUCACAGGCGGGCCCUCCAGUUGGGAUCCAUAUUCAGAGGGUGUUAACACAGAUGAAUUGAAAGCUACUCUUGCUUCUCGUGGUUCAGCAGCAGUGCCUAUGAAGCUAGACAAUUUAGGUGAUGAUAUUACAGACGAAAGAAAAUCAGAUGAACCACUUUCAGAUGUUAGUCCAGUAUCAUCAUUGACUGAGUCAGCUGGAAAAGAAAUGGCAACAAGCAGAGAGAAGACUUUACAAGAUGCUGUUAAGCCUAAAAACAGACGGCGAAAGAAGAAAUCGUCUAAUUCUGCAGUUUAGAGAAUGCAUGUGUCAUCUGUCUUUUUUAGAUUGAAAUUGUCCGCCUGGCAUAAGUAAAUUCUGUGUCUAAUUGCAAAGUUGGAGCAGCACAUGAAGUUCUUGAUAGUAGCACCUAAAUCUCUGUCCUCAAGUUGAAGAUCCUGAGUUGAAGGCAUUCCUAUCGAUGUUCUAUGUGAAUGGAGGAUUAAAGAAUGCUGGAUUUUGUAAAGUCACCUAGCUUGAGUUCCAAUUACUUGAUCGUGUCCAGAACUUGUGGCAUCCUCGCUUUGAAUCUUGAUUUGAACUAGGCCGCGAAGGAAGACUUAGAAUGCUUUGUUCUUUAGAGUUUUCUCUAGCUUCUAUUUAGCUUUCUAUGUGUUCUUUGACCAUGUAGAAGAUUUUUAUUUAUAGUUGUAGAGCAAGGACAAUCAUUCUUCUGGAUUUGAGGCUCACUUGAGUCACUCAGCUAAUUAAACUAUUUAUGCAGCAAUUGUAUUUGAUUGACCUAAGCUUGUCAUUUCAACACUUGGAAUUUAUACUUAGACAUGGCAAAAUAUACGAGUCGAGACAUUGGAUUC